This is a messenger RNA of Corticium candelabrum, 945 nucleotides long. Its product is annotated as protein mono-ADP-ribosyltransferase PARP6-like. The record is from RefSeq and is a predicted model, not a curated record. The transcript is spliced from 8 exons. Gene Ontology annotation, cellular component: membrane; endoplasmic reticulum tubular network; nuclear envelope. NCBI's taxonomy places the organism in Eukaryota, Metazoa, Porifera, Homoscleromorpha, Homosclerophorida, Plakinidae. Gene Ontology annotation, molecular function: NAD+ poly-ADP-ribosyltransferase activity; kinase binding; protein serine/threonine kinase activator activity. The coding region runs from base 199 to 831 and encodes 210 amino acids. Gene Ontology annotation, biological process: endoplasmic reticulum unfolded protein response.
UCUCUUUGGUAAUCUACAAAUAUGUAUGUGACAUUGAAACAUGUUUUGGAACCACCUUUAGUUUAUUAUCAAUUUUACAGUAGUUUCUCUCAUCUUACUUUGUUUUAUUACUUAUUUUGUACACAUAAACACCUUAUUGUGCUGUAUAGAUAUAAUUAAUUGAGAACAUGUGCUUUUAAGGCUUCUGAAUACUCAGAAAUGAAGAAGAAAGUGGACAUGAAGGAUGAGUUUAGUUACCCUUUGCUUCAGUGGAUUAUUUCCAGCAACCGCUCACACAUUGUCAAACUGCCUGAUCAUAAAUUGAUGAAAACUAUGGCAACACCUCAUCAAUUUCUGCUCCUCAGUAGCCCUCCUGCUAAAGAAUCUGCAUUUCGAUGUGCUAAGAAAGAGCAUGGCAGCACAUUUGCCUUUCAUGGUUCUACAAUUGAGAACUGGCAUUCAAUACUGCGAAAUGGACUUUUAAAUGCAUCUGGCACUAAGUAUCAGACACACGGUACUGCCUAUGGCAGUGGAAUUUACCUCAGUCCCAAUAGUGGUGUCUCAUUUGGCUACUCACAGAUUUAUGCAACUGGAGCACAAUCACGUAGAUCUUCAACUAGUGGUGGCUCACGAUUUCUUGAGGGCAAGAACCUUCGAUGCAUAGCUCUGUGUGAAGUGAUAACAAGCAGCGACUUGAGAAAAAAUGGAAACAUCUGGGUGAUGCCAAAACCAGACUAUGUUUGCACUCGUUUCUUCUUUGUAUAUGAACAGGGUCAUUGUCAGAAUGUAAGCAUUACCACUGACUGUAAAGCAUUUCAACAUGAAAUAGAACGUGCUCUAUUCGUUAUCUGAAAAUGCAAACUGCUUCAUCUUGUAUGCAGAUGGAAAUUAACUUGUUAGUACAUAUUAUCUGCAGUGUACAGCAUGCAACAACUUUGAUUGACAUUUAGCCAGUCUUCUCUGUUA